Molecule: messenger RNA, 1950 nt
Organism: Malassezia japonica
Lineage: Eukaryota; Fungi; Basidiomycota; Malasseziomycetes; Malasseziales; Malasseziaceae
Gene: NOP12
Product: Nucleolar protein 12
Exons: 1
Coding region: 1-1950 (649 amino acids)
Biological process (GO): maturation of LSU-rRNA from tricistronic rRNA transcript (SSU-rRNA, 5.8S rRNA, LSU-rRNA)
Cellular component (GO): nucleolus
Molecular function (GO): rRNA binding
Source: RefSeq, a predicted model, not a curated record
AUGGGGAAGGAGCUUGGCGUGAAGGGAUCGAAAGGCGCCGAGGGCGGCCUUUUUUCGCGUGCAGCGGGCUUUGAUGCAGAGCUCGAUGCGAUGUUUGCCGCUGCGCCGCCGGUCGUGAAGCGCGCGCCUGUGCAGGCCGAGAAGGAGGACGAUGAGGAGGACGAUGAGGAGGUGGAGAAGGACGAGGACGAGGACGAGGACGAAGAAGAGGACGAAGAAGAGGACGAGGAAGAGGACGAGGAAGAGGACGAGGAAGAGGACGAGGAGGAGGAAGAGGAAGAAAAUGACGAUGGCGAUGAAGAGGUCGAAGAUAUCGACGAGGUCGACGAAGCCGACAUCGAGCCGACCAAAGCUGCCAAAGCUGCCGACCCCAACUCGGUGCCUGCCGAUACCGAGCUCGAGGAACUGUCCGGCGCCGAGGACUGGGACGAGGACCAGAUGCAAUCGUUCAUCGACGGCGACGCUCGGUCCAAGUCCAAGCAAAAGGUGCCUCUCGAGGACCCCAAGGAUACCGAUGUCGGCCGCAACAAGCGCACGAUCUUUGUCGGCAAUAUUCCGAUCGCCGCCGUGACGAGCCGCGCGCUGCGGAAGCAGCUCAUUCGGCACAUCGAGAACCUCUCGCCCUACCCCGAAUGCACCAAGAUUGUCUCGCUGCGUUUCCGCAGCGUCUCGUUCCGUGUGCCGACCAACGACUUUGCGCAGGACGAAGAGGCGGCGAAUGCCGCGAGCAAGCGCCGCGAGCGUGCGCGCAAGUUCCGCGAGAUGCAGGGCGAGAAAGACAAGGAGGACCCCACGCCAAGCCAGCCGCUGCUCACCGCGCAGCAGAAGCGCAAGAUUGCCUACAUCAACCAAGAGGUCAAUGAGAAAGCAGACGCGGUGAAUGCGUACGUCCGUAUCGGUGAGCCCCGCAUGGUCCACGCCGAGCUCGCCAAGCACAGCAAGACAGAUGCGGCGUACGACGCGCGUGUCACGGGCGCGGUCCUUGCCGCGCUUCUUGCGCGUGCGAUGGACAACUCGCUCUUUAGCGAGCGCCAUCUGCGUGCGGACCUCGUCACGCCGCUGGCCCCCCACGAGAUUAUUGAGUCUGGCCUGGACAAGGUCCGCCUCGCCGACGGCACACCGCUCGGUGGCCACAGCACGAGCCAGGAUCUGAAGCGCACGCUCUUUGUCGGCAACCUUGACUUUGAGGCGGGCGAAGAAGAGGUGCGUGCGCUCUUUGAGAAGCUCGUGCGCGAGGAGCGCGGCGAGCCGCCGGCGGCCGCCGCGUCGUCGCUGCGUCUCGAUGGCGCGUCUGGGCAAGGCACGCGCCGCGGCGAGUGGGUGCAGAGCGUGCGUAUUGUGCGCGACAAGGCGACGCAGCUCGGCAAAGGCUUUGCGUACGUCAAGUUUUACGAUGUCGCGUGCGUCGACGAGCUCCUCGCGAUGCACGAGGCCGAAGAGGCGUUCAUUGCCGCCAAGCGCCCUCAGGCACGCGGCAAAGUCAAGCAGGUCGCCAAGCCGAUCGAGCUCGCCGACGGCGAGACCUUCCGCCGCCGCAUCAAGCUCCGCAAGCGUGCGCUGCGUCUGUCGCGGUGCAAGAAUACCAACACGAGCGAGCGGCCACGGAAGCGCCCGGCAUCCGACUCUCCGCGCACGCCGCCCAAGCGCCGUGCGGACGCGUCGCGUGUGCGUUCGUCUGGCGCGCCGACGCCGAACGGCUCCUCGCCGACGGUACGCCGCUCGGCCGCGGAGCGGGAGAAGAACGCGUCAUACCUUGCGUCGCUCAGCAAGGACCAGCGUGCACUCGCCAAGAAGAGCGACCCCGAGCGCCAGGCGCGCCGCAUGAACAAGAAGCAGGGCAAGAAGGCCGCCGAAAAGGUCAAGGCGGCGGUCGGCAGCAAGCGCGACAAGGUCAAGCUGCCGCAGCGCUCGGCGGCGAAGAAGAUGGCGGGGAGUAAGAAGGCCAAGUAG